This is a messenger RNA of Hordeum vulgare subsp. vulgare (domesticated barley), 2052 nucleotides long. Its product is annotated as malonyl-coenzyme:anthocyanin 5-O-glucoside-6'''-O-malonyltransferase-like. The coding region runs from base 340 to 1743 and encodes 467 amino acids. The record is from RefSeq and is a predicted model, not a curated record. Lineage: Eukaryota; Viridiplantae; Streptophyta; Magnoliopsida; Poales; Poaceae. The transcript has a single exon.
ACCGUGGAUUAUAUAUUUUUUAUUCUUUAUUAUCAAUUACGUGUAAGUGACGGGUAUAUGAGAAAAAGAAAAGUAUGACCUUGUUAACGGAUAAAUAUAUGAAGGGACGUCUGCGGAUGCUUAGGGGUUCGAUCAUUAACAAUGAAGUGACGUCUGCGGAUGCUUAGGGGUUAUAUUUACCAUGUCCGCUCGGCUUGUAGAUGCUCUUAGCGUUGCUGCUGCCCGGUUGUAUAAUCAAGCUAAAGCGUUCUCUCUGAGGAAACAAUCCCAGCGAAGUUUUCGUUCCGCCUCGCCAGAUCGAGAAAAGGCAAGCCGGAAUCGAUAGUCAGGUCGACCGCGAUGGCGCCCGGGCCACUUAACCUUGUGACGGUCAUGGAGCAGUUCCAUGUCUCGCCGUCGCCGUCACCACCGGCCGAGAUGCCACGGGCGCUGCCGCUCACCUUCUUCGACCUCGCAUUCUGGGACGUCCCGCCCGUGCAGCGCCUCUUCUUCUACGACAACGCCGACCUCCUCGGCGCCCCCGAGUUCCUCCUCCACGAGCUGCCUCUGUUCAAGAAGUCCCUGGCCGCCGCGCUGCACCACUUCUACCCCUUGGCCGGGACGCUGGUCCGCAGCAUACCGGAGGCCGGGGCGCCCGAGGUCGUUUUCUCAGAAGGCGACUCUGUCCGCCUGACUGUUGCGGUCGGCGGCGACGACUUCCAGGACCUCGCCGGCGACCAAGCGCGCGACACCGCGAGGCUCCGUCCGCUGCUGCCUUCCCUGCCGGAACAUGGCGAUGGCGGUGGUUCUCGGUGCAGCACUCAGGACGUCUUUGCCGUCCAGGUCACCCUGUUCCCUCACGCCGGUUUGUGCAUUGGCACAACGCUACACCACGCCGUGGCCGACGGUUCCAGCUACGUGCACUUCAUGAGGACGUGGGCAGCCAUCCACCGCCUCGGCCCCGAGCGCGGCGGGAAGUGGGCCGCGCCCCCGCUGCUCGACCGUAGCGUCGUGCGAGACGACAACGGGCUCCGCGAGGUGUUUCUCCGCGACCACCGGGCUCUCGCGGCGGCCGGCGGCAAGCGGCCCCACGACUGGGACCUCAGCAAACGCCCGGGCGCCGCUCACCUCGCGACGUUCCGGUUCACGGACAGGCUGCUCCGUGGGCUCGGAAGGCAGGCGGAGACCGAGACCUCGGCACGGCGGUGCUCGCCCUACGCGCUGGCGUGCGGUGCGGCGUGGGCGGGCAUCGUGCACGCGCGCGGCAGCAACGCCAGCUUCGGGUUCGUGACGGGGUGCAAGCCCCGCGUGACCCCGCCGGUACCGGGAAACUACUUCGGCAACUGCCUCGGGCUCUGCCGCGUGGAGGAGCAGGAGGAGGCGAAGCUGAGCGGCGGCCUCACCGCGGCCACGGCCUCGGCGGCGAUCUGGCGGGCGAUCGAGGGGCUCCAGGAGCAGGGGCGGGUGUUCCGGGACGCGCGCGGGUGGGUGCGGCUGGUGCGGGAGUACGCGUCAGCGCGCGCGGUGACCGUGGCCGGGUCGCCGAAGCUGGGCGUGUACGCGGCGACGGACCUCGGAGCGCCGUGGGGACGGCCGCGGAAGGUGGAGAUCGUCUCGGUGGAGCUGACGGGCGCGCUGGCGCUGGCGGAGAGCGGCCGCGAUGGGGACGGCGGCAUCGAGGUCGGGCUGGCGCUGCCGCGCCGCGAGAUGGAGGCGUUCCGCGUGUUCUACCACGACCUGCUUGCCGCAGCGUCAUCGUACUGACAGCGGCAAGGUGUGACGUGCGUACGUUUGGACACGUCCAUCGUUGUUUGCCCGACAGCUACCGCAGCCGUGACGUUUGCUGGGGCAGUUUGGCCUUGUCUUUUUUAUUUUAAUGUUUUUAUAAUUUUUUUAGUGAAUGUAUUUUAUGUUUGAGUAUGGCCUUAUCUAUGCGUUCAUCACUCGAUGAUUUACGACGUGUGGUAAAACAAAGUUGGAGUAAAUGUACCUCUUAUCUAUGUGUGGCGCUCGAUCGUCGGGAGGAAAGGAAUCUUCACGGCAGCAGCCAGCGGUAGACAGUGUUUGUCCAUA